AUGGACACCCGGACCAGCGUCCGCGACGGCGCCACGCUCUACGUUCCGGUGCUGUCGUUGGGCUCGCGGACAAGCACCGCGACGCCCACGACAGCUUCAACUUCGGAGCAUCACGAUGCCCCCGAGCGCGCUCCCGACCUCUGCGUGUGUCGUCGGUUCGCCGAGUUUGCACGGCUCCGUCACGAUGCCAUGACCGCCGCCUGCGUCAACGCCCACUUCUUGUGCCAGUACUGCCGGCAGUUCCAGACGUUCGCGAGGUUCCACGCCGGCCAGCCACUCUGGUUCCUGCGCAUUGUGACCACCAAGACGCAGCGCAAGAAAAUAUUGGCGCGCUUCCUCUCCGACCUCGCCGACUUCGCGCAGUCGCCUGCGCAGCGCCACCGGCACUGCCGGCUGCGCCAGACGCUGCCCAAGCUCAUCGAGGCGUUCCUGAGCGGAUCACCACGAUAA
This is a messenger RNA of Phytophthora sojae, 450 nucleotides long. RefSeq lists its product as hypothetical. The record is from RefSeq and is a predicted model, not a curated record. Lineage: Eukaryota; Oomycota; Peronosporomycetes; Peronosporales; Peronosporaceae. The transcript is spliced from 2 exons. The coding region runs from base 1 to 450 and encodes 149 amino acids.